Molecule: messenger RNA, 1401 nt
Organism: Effrenium voratum
Lineage: Eukaryota; Dinophyceae; Suessiales; Symbiodiniaceae
Source: the annotation of a GenBank genome assembly
AUGGAUGACUCCUGGGUACAUGGUGGCGUCGAGGGCAGCUGCCAAACCGCGAAGCGCGGGGACGAGUGCUACGUGGCCGUCAGCUGGGCCAUGACAGAUGGCAUCUACGAUCACCCGGAGUGGUGGCCGGAGCUGCAGCCUGGGGCCUCGAGCUUCGAGGAGUUCCAGCAGCACCAGCACCUGAUGAACAGCACGCUCUGCCCCGAGCCCUGCAUGGUGAGGUAUCCCGAGUACUCCGUGCCCACCUUUCGCUCGGACCACUCCCGCGUCAUGAAGGGGGUCUCCUACGGAGCGUCGCCUCUCAAGACCACCGGGGUGCUGCUGACAGAUGACGACUUCAUGACCGAUAUCACAGGUGCCAUGUGGGACAGCUGGGGUCGUGGCGACCUCGACUUGCUGAAGAGCAUGGGGGUGAACACGCUGCGGAUGUAUGGCAACGACCUGAACUACAGCCACCGCAGCUUUUUGGACGGCGCCCUGAAGCGCGACAUGGACAUCAUCGUGGGCCUAUCGGACUGGGGCUUCAUCCAGGGCCCAGAUCCCUGCGAGAAGAAGGGCUACCUUUGCUUCGACCAGGUGUACGAGGCCUACAAGGGCAACCUCCUGAAGGGUUUCGCCAUCAAGAACUACACCAUGUACCACCCGGCGCUGAAGGCGCUGAUCAUCAGCAACGAGCCGGACCUCAAGGUGCAUCCACGCACGGACGUGUGCCGUGCCAUGAUCAGCAGCCUGGACGCCAUCCUUCAGGCCGAGAAGGAUUUGAAUGUCACCGGGAAUCCCAUCGCCUUGACCGUGACCUUCUCCUUCGCUUCCUUCGGUAAGGAUCCACCUGGGCUUGGGCAGAUGGAGGAGCUCUACGGUUGCCUGCAGAACCCUGAAGCAGCUCCAACGAACUACACGCCGAAGAACGACGUGCUGAGUGCCUUCAAGCAGCGCUGGGUUCACAGCUUCAACACCGCUGCGCCCGGGCACGUGGUGGAGGAGCUGUUCCUGGAUAAGUACCACAAGAGCAGCUUCUGGUCGGAGGAGAUGAAGAUUCCUUUGUUCAUUGGCGAGUACCACAGCGUGCACGUGGGUGCCAAGGACGACUUGCCGAUUUUGGUGGGGGACGCGCUGUCGCCAAAGUACCCGUUCUUCCGUGGCUACAAUUUCUUCGAGUUCUCCGUGCGCUACGAUAAGGGCGGCAGCGAGGAGGCGUUUGGGAUGUUCGGCUAUGGAGAUUGCCCGCUGCUGGACAUGAACUACAGUGGGCAGGUCUACACCGUGUGGAAUCUGGUCCCUUCCCCAGACAAGUACGGGUACCCGCUGUCCGUGGCCUUGAGCAAUGCCUACGGCAAGGGCAAGAAGCUUCCCAAGCUGCGGAACUCGCCCUGCCUGGAGGAGACUUUGGGGGUGCGCUGA